AUGGCUCUCGGAAUGGAGAAUGGCACAAUUCGUGAUGAUCAAAUCACAGCAUCUAGCGAAUAUAACAGUGCUUUCAGCGCGUCUAAUGGAAGGCUAAACUACACACGAGAAAGCGGAAAAAUUGGGGUAUGGUCAGCGAGAAUAAGUGAUCGCAAUCAAUGGUUGCAAGAGCAUUUUGAACGAUCGACUAUCAUUACAGGAAUAAGUACGCAAGGCCGUGAUUCCUUUCAUCAGCAUGUCAAAAGUUACACGAUUUCUUUCAGCGUUGAUGGAGCAAAAUUCCAUAAUUAUCAACCAAAUGGAAUACCUGAGGUUAGCUGAAUCGUGCUCUUCGUUGGGAGAAAUAAGAAAUUAUAAUUAACUUUUGUUUUUUAUUAUAUUCGUUUUGAUUUUAGAUAUUCGAAGGAAACAGUGACGGCGCUUCUAUCGUAAAUCACAUUUUUGCACCUUCAAUUGUGGCUGAAAUUAUUCGCGUACAACCAAUUGCUUGGAAAGAUCAUAUCUCUAUGCGAGCCGAAUUUUAUGGUUGCUAUUACUAA
Messenger RNA from Paramuricea clavata, 539 nucleotides. NCBI's taxonomy places the organism in Eukaryota, Metazoa, Cnidaria, Anthozoa, Malacalcyonacea, Plexauridae. The record is from the annotation of a GenBank genome assembly.